Molecule: messenger RNA, 1697 nt
Organism: Penaeus monodon (black tiger shrimp)
Lineage: Eukaryota; Metazoa; Arthropoda; Malacostraca; Decapoda; Penaeidae
Gene: TfIIEalpha
Product: general transcription factor IIE subunit 1-like
Biological process (GO): transcription initiation at RNA polymerase II promoter; transcription open complex formation at RNA polymerase II promoter
Cellular component (GO): transcription factor TFIIE complex
Source: RefSeq, a predicted model, not a curated record
UAACAUGAGAUUCAUUUGUUAUGAGAGUGAUAAGAAUAUAUACGGUAUCAGUAUCUAAUCAAUCAAGAGAGAUCAUUGUCGAAAGAACACAUAAAAACGUAAACAAAAGGCCAACGAGCGUUACUAGCAGUGAAGUACAAUCACCGAAUCUAAGGUGAUCCAGGAAAGGUAACAUGGAAGAGCCUUUACAUGAGGUACCCCAAAACCUCCAGAUGCUUGUACGUCUGGUGGUGAGAGGAUUUUACACCAUUGAGGACAUUCUAAUAAUAGACAUGCUUGUCAGGAACUUUUCCAAGCACCAGUGAAAAAGAUCGCCUCUUCUGGGGAACCUGGAAGAGCCUGGUCUGGGGAUGCCACUAAGAAAUCUGGAUUCCAGGUGGAAGGCUCCAUUGAUGUAAACAUUAAUGCAGAAGGAACAGGGGAAGAAACAGUACAAGCCAAGGAAAAACCUAUUUGGCUUUCAGAUGCCACAUCACUCAUCACAACAAAUAUUACUUCCUUGGAGCCGUCAGUACCACAGAAUGAGAUCAAGAGCACACCAUCAGCCAGUAACAACCAGCAACCAUCUAAUGGAGGUUCAGAUGAUGUCAUGAUGCUGCUCCAGGCUCAUGAACGAAAAUCCAAAAAGGGCGGUGGACGUAACUCAGACAGUGAUUCUGAUGACAGUGAUGAAGCUGCAGUAGCAACUAAAAAUGAUCCAACUACAGCUUUUGGCUUAGAUUCCAGAGUAUCGGACACGGAAAUCAUGGACUCAGAGGAAGAUGAUUCAGUGCCCAUGGUGAGUGUGGCAGGAACAAAGGUGGCUAUUACAGAAGUGGACAACACCCUUAUCUCAAAGAUGACUCAAGAGGAAAAGAAUGCAUACAUGCUAACCUACCAAGAUUAUGUGGGUUCCUUAGAUGAUUAAGCACAUCACAUUAGUUGAUUCUUUACUCCCUAGUAUCAGGUAAAGACUUAUUUAUGAAUGUGGAGUGGAGGGGGGGGGGGGGGGUAUCAGCACCCAAGUGCAUAAGUCUGUUACUUUUUUGUUUUCUGGCAUUAGCAAGAAACACCUUGUUAUAUGUAUUUUGUAAAACAUUGCCCAGCUGUCUCUUAAGCAUUUUUUCCAUUCUAGAAUCCUUUAUGUUUGGUAAAUUUUGUCACUCCUUGUGCAGGUAUUUGAUUAUUAGUGAUUCAAGUAUGUAAGAGCCUGAAGUGAGUGAAUCAUUAGUAAAUCCAAUGCAAUAAUAUACAGGUGAUCCAUUAGUAUAGUUAGUUUAUAGCUCAAACAAUUUUGCAUUCUGCUAAAUAACAUUCCCUUCCUCCUUAUGUUUGUGAAUUAAAUUCUUUAAUGUGACAUUUGUGUCAGAGUGGCAUGUCUUUACUUUAGAAUCAGUUGGAGAUGUAUGGUUUUUAUUUCUUUAAGAAUUAGAUUUUUGUUAGACUAACUGUAUUAAUCCUAGUGCCAUUUUUCAAAUUGAUAAAGCUGUUGUAAGUAAAUACGUAACUGAAAUAAAGCUUAUGUGACGUAUGGCUAGUUUGUGGCACUUGCUCUAAAGUGAAGUUGUAUCUGAGCAUAUUGUUUAGAAUGCAGUUGAUGUACAUCAGCUUUGAUAGACAAAAGGAAUGGUCUGAUAUAUAUAUCAGAAUGAUUUAAUGAUAUAUGUGUAUGAAGUUUUCCAAAGAUUUAUUUUAAUAAACAGUUUUUGACAACAGGA